This is a messenger RNA of Indicator indicator, 825 nucleotides long. It is a transcript of the gene FOXH1, whose product is annotated as forkhead box H1. Gene Ontology annotation, biological process: regulation of DNA-templated transcription. The coding region runs from base 1 to 825 and encodes 274 amino acids. The transcript is spliced from 6 exons. NCBI's taxonomy places the organism in Eukaryota, Metazoa, Chordata, Aves, Piciformes, Indicatoridae. The record is from RefSeq and is a predicted model, not a curated record. Gene Ontology annotation, molecular function: sequence-specific DNA binding; DNA-binding transcription factor activity.
AUGCCCAUCCCUCCCACCCCAGUCCAUCCCAGCUCCAUUCCAGUUCAUCCUAGCCCCGUCCCAGCCCAUCUCACACCUCGGGGCUCAGCUUCAGACCCCCCCCGAGUGGGGGGAUCCCGAGGGGGGGGUCCUGGAGGGGGGUCGCGGGGGUUGGGGUCCCGACGGGGGUCCCGCCCCCCCGCCCAACGCUACCGGCGGCACCCGAAGCCCCCGUACUCCUACCUGGCCCUCAUCGCCCUCGUUAUCCGGGCAGCACCGGGACAGCGGCUCAAGCUCGCCCAGAUCAUCCAGGAGCUCAGCAGCCUCUUCCCCUUUUUUGGGGGGAGGUACCAGGGCUGGAAGGACUCGGUGAGGCACAACCUCUCCUGUAACCCCUGUUUUGCCAAGGUGCUGAAGGACCCAAGCAAGCCCAAAGCCAAGGGCAAUUACUGGACGGUGGACGUGAGCCGCAUCCCCCCCGCCGCCCUGCGCAUCCAAAACACGGCCGUGGCGCGGGGGGACGACACUUUUUUCGCCCGGGAUUUGGCUCCGUUUGUUCUUCGGGGGUGUCCUUACCCCCCGCAAACCAAACCCCCAUCCUCAGAUUCAGAACUGGGGGGAGGGGGGACCCAAACUAUGCCCCCUCCCAACAAAAGCAUCUUUGAUGUUUGGCUGAGUCACCCUGGGGACAUUGUGGCCCCUGCCCUUCAUGGGACCAGUUUAUUCCCAGCCCCCACCCGCCCCGGGGGGUCCCGGUCCCGGCGCCUUCGUGUCGCUGCCCUGCGGGGACCCGACGGGGAGAGCCGAGGGGGGGCGGAAACAGCCAGCCCGGCCGAGUUUAACUGA